UAUCUGGUGAUCGUCAUCAAAUAUAUAACCGUUUGUUUAGUUUCCCUUUUUCACUAGCUCAUGUGCAAAAUAACCGUUUAGUCCCUAUUUCCGUAAUUUCGUUUUUUCCCCGUUAUAUAUAUGACAGAAACAAUCCCAACGAACUUAGAGCAUGUGCAACGGUAAUAAUCAAGCAAUCCUUAACAUAAAUCCUUAAUGUUUUUUUAUUAAAGAAAUAUUAAAAGAGGAGAGGAAAGUUAAGGAUGAUCCUUAAUUAAAGAUUAAAAAUCGAAGUCCUUAUCUUGUUGGCACAUAUUGAUUGGUCCGUUUUUUGUGUUGACUCUGGUAAGGCGAGUUCGAAAACACGCGAACCGUUCUCAUUUUUUCAGAAACCCGAAAAAAAAAACAGAGCAGAAGGCGAGGCGAUAGAGAGACGACAGAGAGGCCAAUUGCGAUCUCGAUCCGUGAAGGUAAAAUUCGAUCUUAAUCUAUUUUUUUUUUAUUCUCGCGUUUAUGCAUGUUGAUUUCAUCUCGUUUUAGGGUUCGAUUGAGGUGUUUUAUAAAAUCUAGGGUUUGAAAUCGGAUUGGGGAUUUUUUCGAUUUAGGGUUUUCGUAUUGGUUUGAUUUUUUUUGCAUUUUCACAUCGGUUCUUUGUUGUUAUCGACUGGAUUAGAGAGGUUCUGGUGUGAGUUCACAAUCGAUUUAUGGUUUUGGUUCGUGAUAUCAAAAUUAAUUUUUUUUAAUAAGAAACGCGACUGGAUUAGAGAGGUUUUGGUGUGAGUUCACAAUCGAUUUAUGGUUUCGAUUGUGGGGAUCAAAUAGAUUUUGGGUUCAAAAUGGAAAUGGGGUUUUCGUCUGCUGGGAAACUCAUUGUUGAUAUUGUUUACAUUCGUUUCUUGUUUGCAGAUGGCGAUUCCACAUGAACCUCAUUUCUUUAAGCCUCUGCUUCCUGGUUUCCACAGUGGCGUCACGAUACCACUUGCCUUCUUCUCAAAGCACAUAGAAGGGAAGACGAACCAGAAAACAUGGAAACUAAGAUCGGACGCUUCAGAUCAAACUUGGGAAGUGAUACUAGAAGGCAGGACACUCACCGGAGGUUGGAAAGAUUUCACCACAGCACACGACCUUCAAAUCGGUGACCUUGUCAUCUUCAAACACGAAGGAGACAUGGUGUUUCAUGUGACUCCUUUUGGUCCUAGCUGUUGUGAGAUUCAGUAUACACAUCCUCACAUCAUCAAGGAAGAAGCCGACUCCGGUGAUGCUGAUGACAAUGAGAUUAGUAAGUUUCAAUCAAAGUUCAUCGUUUUGGUCCUACCUGUUGUGAGAUGUUUUGACGUGGAAAUUGCUUCUUUUAUUUCAGGAGGAACAAUGGCAAUGUCUUCUUUCUCAUACGACUUCUGUUUUUUGGCUGAGGUCACUGCUUCAAAUCUAAAAGCUGACAAACUUGUGAGUCAUUUUUCAUACGUAUAAACUAGAUUUAGUUAGUCAAUUUUGAUUCCUAAAAACUAUAUUAUGUGUUUGCAGUAUCUUCCUAAGCGAGCUACUAGUUCUACUGCUUUGAACAAACAAUGCCAAGAGAUGAUACUAGUGAACAAAGAGGGAAACUCAUGGACUGCGAGUUUGCGAUUUAGCGAAUCAGACGGCAUGUAUUACAUCACAAGGGGCUGGAGAAAGUUCUGUCGUGAUAACAGAUGCGACAUAGGAGACUUAUUUGUCUUCAAUCUGGUUGGAGAUGGGAAAACUACUCCCUUGUUGUGUGUAUGCCCGGAAAGUAAAGAGUGUUCUCAACUACUGAGCAAACACUUGAGCAGAAAGCGUUGUGAAUCUUCUCCAUUGCCUUGCUUGAGACGUCUUUAACUUGCUUGUUCUUUCUUUGCUUCUAGUUUAACUUGCUUUUUUGGUUUUGUUCUGUAGGUGAUAUUGCUUCAAGCUCACGGGUGAAUUAGAAGAAUGGUCAAGUAGUCUUGCGUCUCUUUAGCUUGCGUCUCUUUAGCUAUGUAUCUCGGACUUGUUAAGAGCUUCUAUCCUCUUGUUUUCCUUGCUACAAUGUACUUGUAUGAUCAUUUCAGUUUAGACUCAAGUUCUUGUGUUUCUCUACUCUCUACUCAUUUCAGUUUAGACUCAAGUACUUAUAAGUUUAAAUCUUUGUACUCUACUCUUGUAAGUUUAAAUCUGUUUAGCUAACUACAAUCUUGCUUCUCUUCAUUCUCUUCUCUUUUAUGUUAUACAAGUAAGAAGAUAACUUGUACAAGUAAGAACAUAACAAAAUCAAGCUAAGAAGAUAACAAAAGUUGUACAAGUAAGAAACAUAAUUUAUUUACAAAAUGAGAAAUUAUAUACAACACUUAUUUGAUUUGAUUCAAAAUAUUUGUAUGUUUACAUUUUCUUUUCUAAUAAAUGUAAAUUUUUAAUUUCUUGUUUUAAAUUUUAAAUUUCUAAGAUAAAAAAAAAACACACUAAGGAUUCCAUAUUGGAUAACACCA
Molecule: messenger RNA, 2462 nt
Organism: Brassica napus (rape)
Lineage: Eukaryota; Viridiplantae; Streptophyta; Magnoliopsida; Brassicales; Brassicaceae
Product: B3 domain-containing protein REM7-like
Exons: 2
Coding region: 886-1449 (187 amino acids)
Molecular function (GO): DNA binding
Source: RefSeq, a predicted model, not a curated record